This is a messenger RNA of Temnothorax curvispinosus, 827 nucleotides long. RefSeq names its product probable N-acetyltransferase san (gene san). The transcript has 4 exons. Gene Ontology annotation, molecular function: acyltransferase activity, transferring groups other than amino-acyl groups. The record is from RefSeq and is a predicted model, not a curated record. NCBI's taxonomy places the organism in Eukaryota, Metazoa, Arthropoda, Insecta, Hymenoptera, Formicidae. Gene Ontology annotation, biological process: mitotic sister chromatid cohesion. Gene Ontology annotation, cellular component: NatA complex. The coding region runs from base 234 to 737 and encodes 167 amino acids.
CUCCUCUUUCGACCCAACUUCUCUCCGCGAAGGUCCACCUCCGCGCGCGCGCGCGCGUGUCUCUCGUUAUGUUUUCGCCCGCCGGAAUUUUGCGCGGAAACGUUGGGCGUGAGUAGUUGACGAGUCACGCGACACGUGGCUUUGCUCACCGGAGCGACCCGCCAAGAAGCGCGCGAAGAAGCGUCGCAGUCCGUUCCCGCCGAGAUCGCGAGGCUUCCUCGACGUCCGUCAAAAUGACCAGGUCGAAAAUAGAGCUGGGCGACGUGACACCGCACAACAUAAAGCAGCUGAAAUUGCUCAACCAAGUCGUAUUCCCGGUCUCGUACAACGAAAAGUUUUACAAGGACGUACUGGAAGCCGGAGAACUCGCCAAAUUAGCGUACUACAAUGACAUAGUGGUUGGUGCAGUCUGCUGCCGUGUAGAUACUUCAGAAAAUUCUAGGCGUUUAUAUAUAAUGACUUUGGGUUGUCUCUACCCUUAUAGAAGAUUAGGAAUUGGCACUGUUAUGGUCCAGCACGUUUUAAACUACGUUAAUAAGGAUGGCAAUUUCGAUUCUAUCUUUUUACACGUUCAAAUAAGUAAUGAGGGCGCGAUUGAUUUUUAUAAGAAAUUCGGAUUCGAAGUUGUUGAAACUAAAGAGCAUUACUAUAAGAGAAUAGAACCGGCGGACGCUCAUGUGCUGCAGAAAACGCUGCGUCCACGAACGAAUCAAACGAAUCAUCAAACGGUCAACUAACAAGUAGUAUUGUUCAUUAAUUUAUCUUUUUCAUAAUUUAGAAUCUACACACGUUUCCAUGUUCUGUCAAUAAAGUCAUUUUAUAUUAUA